CUGACAGAUUCGACUCUGUGCAGAGAUAUGGCAGCUGCGUCCUCUAUCCCCCAGUACCAACGGCAGAGAAGUUCUUCCCUGAGCCAUGAGAGCAUGUGGGGCUUGCCAGAGGCCUGCCCUGCCAGGGAGGAGGCCAGAUCUCAGGUGCUGGUGCUAAACACUGGGGGCACCAUUGGCAUGGGGGGCACCGAGUGUGACGGAGGGCUUGCUCCUCAGAUGAAUAAGUUAGUGGAGGCCUUGAAAAAAAUGCCUAUGUUACAUGACGAGGAAUAUGCAAAGGUAAUGAAACUCUAUGAUUCCUGUGAGUUUGCGGACAACACAUUGGCGCUUCCCCUCUCUAAAAGAAAGAAAAGAAUUAUCUACAGCAUUCUAGAAUAUUCACCACUGCUUGAUUCUUGCAAUAUGACAACAGACAACUGGGCUAAGAUUGCUAAAGAUCUUGAGACCUAUUAUGAACAAUAUGAUGGCUUUGUGAUACUUCAUGGGACGGAUACGAUGGCCUAUACGGCUGCUGCUUUGUCCUUCAUGUGUAAGAACGUCGGUAAAACCAUCGUUCUAACAGGAGCUCAGGUACCUAUUUAUGAACUGAGGAAUGAUGGACGUUCCAACCUGCUUGGGGCACUGCUGAUUGCUGGACAAUUUGUCAUUCCUGAGGUCUGCCUCUAUUUUCAUCAUAAACUGUACAGGGGAAACAGGGUGACUAAAGUGGAUACUGGAAGUUUUGAUGCCUUCUCUUCGCCUAACCUGCCUCCUCUUGCAAAUGCUGAGGUGGAUAUAAGAAUUGAUUGGGGAAUUGUAUGGCGAGCCAACACCACAAAGAAGUUUACGGUCCAAACUGAUAUGAACCGGAAUGUGGGAUUGCUGAGGAUUUUCCCGGGAAUUACUGCUUCCACUGUGAAGGCGUUUCUUCAGCAUCCAAUGGAAGGGAUAGUAUUGGAGACCUAUGGGUGUGGAAAUGCCCCAAACAACCGUCCCGAUUUGCUGGAAGAGUUGAGGCAAGCGACAGAACGGAACGUGGUGAUCCUAAAUUGCACCCAGUGUUUGCGAGGGUCUGUGGCUUCAACCUAUGCAACCGGGCAGGACCUCGCUCAGGUUGGAGUAAUUUCAGGAGGGGAUAUGACACCUGAAGCAUCCUUGGCUAAGUUGUCUUAUGUGCUGGGUAAAAGGCACCUCUCUUGGAAGGAGAAGAAGAAGAUGCUGGGUGACAACCUUAGAGGAGAAAUGUCUUCUGUGCUCACAGGAAUCCACAGCUCUUUAAGGAGCAGCAAGUUUAUUAAUGUGAUGACCAAAUUUAUAAGUCUUAACUGCAAAGAGGAGCUUGGAGCUUUAAUUCCAUCUAUGGCUUGUGCUGCAGCUAAAACUGGUGACUUGGAUGCAUUGAAAGCGAUUGAAGAAGUGGGUGGAAACCUGAGCUGUGAAGAUUAUGAUGGCCGCACUCCACUUCAUGUUGCAGCAAGUGAAGGGCAUGUUCAGCUAGCAGAGUAUUUACUGAAAAGUGGGGCAAGUGUUUAUGCUAAAGACAGAUAUGGUGCCACCCCGUUGAUGAAUGCCAUCGAAUUCAGGCACAUGGACAUAAUACGACUACUCCGAGAAACAGGAGCUCACCUUUCUGGUGAAGAGCUAAAGAAUGCUGGAACCAAACUUUGCCUCCUUGCUGUUAAUGGAGAUGUGGAUGGAUUGAUGGCUUGGCAUCUUGCAGGCAUAGACAUGGAAUCCACGGAUUAUGGUGGCAGAACACCUUUCCAAGUAGCAACUGAUGAAAAGAACAUCCAAAGCUUGGACUUCCUGAACCAGUUGAAAUCAAGAAGAGGUUUUUCAAAAUGAAACUAAUUUCCGAACUAAUUGCGAAUGGAAAGAUGUUUGGAUUGAUGAUAAUGAUAGAGGCUGGAUUU
Messenger RNA from Elgaria multicarinata webbii, 1892 nucleotides. It is a transcript of the gene ASPG, whose product is annotated as asparaginase. Bases 28 to 1824 code for a protein of 598 amino acids. Gene Ontology annotation, molecular function: asparaginase activity; protein binding. NCBI's taxonomy places the organism in Eukaryota, Metazoa, Chordata, Lepidosauria, Squamata, Anguidae. The record is from RefSeq and is a predicted model, not a curated record. The transcript is spliced from 16 exons. Gene Ontology annotation, biological process: amino acid metabolic process.